Molecule: messenger RNA, 2013 nt
Organism: Polypterus senegalus (gray bichir)
Lineage: Eukaryota; Metazoa; Chordata; Cladistia; Polypteriformes; Polypteridae
Product: zinc finger protein 501-like
Exons: 3
Coding region: 126-1490 (454 amino acids)
Biological process (GO): regulation of transcription by RNA polymerase II
Cellular component (GO): transcription regulator complex; PcG protein complex
Molecular function (GO): DNA-binding transcription factor activity, RNA polymerase II-specific; RNA polymerase II cis-regulatory region sequence-specific DNA binding
Source: RefSeq, a predicted model, not a curated record
CAAAUCCUGCACGUGCUUCGCAUGGCGACAGACUCUUUCUCAGUAGUGAGCCGACUGUAAAAUAUAUCGCAUAACCCAGAGGCAGAAGCAAGAAAGAAGCAGCUGCCAUUAACUAUAACAUCAAGAUGGAUGUCAAAGAAGAAGCAUGUGAAACUGAAGUAAAUACUAUGGAGAUAAUGACAGUGAGUAUUAAGGGAGAGGACUGUGAAUGGGAGGCUGUCCACCCCAAACAGGAGAGUCUGUGCAUUAAGGAGGAGGAUUAUGAACAGGUAACUGUGAACAUUAACGAUGAGGCUGAGGGGACGUCUGUCAAUAAUGAGGAACAAAAAUGGAAAAUUACGAAGCACAAUGACCUCAAGGUGAAGUCUGAAUCGUUACAGUCCGACACAAAGAUGAUUGAGGACAUUUCAUCUUUUAGAACUCUGGACAGUCAGUCAUCAUCAUCAACUCGGUCUGGAAAAACUGCACAAGACAAUGGCAGCUUCUUCUCAUCUCCAUCAUCUCAGACCUCUCUUCAGUGCAGAUCACAGCAGACAACAAAUGAUGAAAGUAUAAAGAAAUUGACGUCUGGACCAGAGAGUUUGAUACCAGCCUCACUGAGCAGUGCUACUCUGCCAGUGAUGAAACUAACAACAGCAGGUGUGAUCACCAGACAGAUACAAAUACAUGAUUUAGACGCAGUUGCUGUCCACCAGGAGCAGAGGAAAAGGUCCAAUCUGAGUGAAACACAACAGAAGCUGUAUCAGUGUUCUGAAUGUGGCAAAGGAUUCCCAAAAUUGAGAAGUCUUCAGAAGCACAGAAAAAUUCAUACUGGAGAAAAGCCAUAUUGUUGUUCUGAAUGUGGCAAGCUAUUUACACAUGUGAGCAAUCUUCAUAAACAUAAAAAAAUUCACACUGGAGAGAAGCCAUAUUGUUGUUCUGAAUGUGGUAAGCGAUUCACACAAGUGAGCAGUCUUCACAGACACAGCAGAAUUCACACAGGAGAGAAACCAUAUCAUUGUUCAGAAUGUGGUAAAGGAUUUACCUGCACGCGCAGCCUUCGGGACCACAUAAGAACUCAUACUGGAGAGAAGCCAUACUGUUGUUCUGAAUGCGACAAACGAUAUCCCAGUGCUAAGAACCUUAGAGUCCACAGAAGAAUUCACACUGGAGAGAAGACAUACUGUUGUUCUGAAUGUGGCAAGCGAUUCACACAACUUAGUAGCCUUCAGAGGCAUAGAAGAAUUCACACGGGAGAGAAGCCUUAUUGCUGUUCAGAAUGUGGUAAAGGAUUUACCAGCACUAGCAGUCUUCAGGCUCACACAAGAGUUCACACUGGAGAGAAGCCGUAUUGUUGUUCUGAAUGUGGAAAACAAUUUUCACAAAAGAGUGCACUUCAGACCCACAUAAGAACUCACACUGGGGAGAAGCCAUACUGCUGUUUUGAAUGUGGCAAACAAUUCACUACAAACAGCAGCCUUCUGAAGCACAGAAGAAAUCACGCCGGAUAGGAUGAAAUGCUGCAAAAGACUUAGAAACCUCAUGGAUUGAACACAAAAAGCCUUUGACAGUAUACCUCACUCUUGGAGCCUGAAUUGUAAUAUCCACCCCGUUUUGUAACUUUGAUUUCUACCACCAUACCCCAAAGGCCAACAAACCCUGCAGCUUUUUCACGACAAUGGACAGAUCAUUAUCCAGAACAUAAAAGUAAAAGAGGACUUCUUAUCACCCCUACUGUUCUGCCAGACACUAAACCCAUUAAGCAGUCUCCUCGGUAAUCUCGACUAUAGAUUUAAUAGUCUCAGAGAGUCAGUUGCCUCCUGUUUAUGAAUGACCUGAAGCUGCAGACAGAAACUGGUGGAGCGGCUACACUUGGCGACAUCAGAAUGGCAUUCAGUCAUGACAACUGUACCAAAGCACCCUUCAUGAACCUCCUUAAUGUUACAUGUUUUCUAAAAAAAAAAAAACAUGUAAGAAGCAUUGCAUUCUUUGGCUUGAAAAAUGGCACUUUUAUUAAAUCUUAUCUUUCUACAG